AUUUUCACCCUGUGUUUGGUGUUUUGGUCACAUCAAUGUGACAACAACAAUGUGUUUUGUUAAUAGGCUAGGCUUCAUGUCUAUCUCAUUUACAUUUAAAAAAAAAAACAUUCUUGAGGUAGGCUAUAGGCUAACUUGCAAAGACUAGUCUGCCAGAAAUAUAUUAAAAUAGGAUGGGAAACUAGCUAGCAUGUUUAAACUGGAAAAUGCAUGGGGUUUUUUGGUAGUCUAGUAAGUUAAUGUUAGUCCUGCUGUAACAUAUUUUGAGGAAGGAAAAUAGCCAGUGGCAUGUUUUCUUUAAAUUUACAGCUUACUGUAAAUAAGCUAAUGCUAGUGGUAACAUUACUAGCCUUUUAUGCUAUUAGCGCUUUAGCCUUUAACUUAGCUGGUGACAGCAAUGCACUGUGUCGUAGCCUAUUUCUUGUUUCAGAUGUUUUUAUUAAGAAGUUAUUUCAUGUCACUAACAUAGAACAAUGUCACAUACUGCCAUGGUUAUUGCUUGACCUGUGCAAAGGCUAACUUUAGAGUUAAAUGUGUGCUGGUAGAGUGGCAAAGCAUUAGCACCAAUUAAAACUAUUAAGAGGUGAAUUCAAAUGUAGUGUAGAAAAGCUAUUGAUACAAAAAUGUCAGCCCAAUAUUCUCAAGAUUAACACUUUCACAGAUCAACUUAUAAGUGCUUUUAUAUUAAGACUACUGAUGAGUAUUACAGGUGACAUUAACAACAAAAAUAUAAUUUUAAAACACCAGAUACAUGUACAGCUUCCUUGCUCUCCGCCCUCUCAUGUCAGGAAGUUGAGGUGACAAUCUAAUUUCACUGGGCUUGCAAGUGCGUCAAACCUCGCAAGUGUCACAUUUCCAACAGCACUAGAAGGCAGCACGUCCCUGUACCACUACGAGCAGCAGCAGCAGCAGCGGCGGCGGCGGCGGCGGCGGUAUCAGCAGAGCUUUCUCUCUCUGUAACCUAAACAAUGACUCCUACUACAAACCGGAGGAAAGCACGCCAGUAGAAUGCGUUACACAGCACCAAAACCCUGCAUUUCGCUGCUAUUCCGACCACACACAUCAAUGUGCCAAAAGUAAACAUGUGGAUACCUACAGAGCAGGAAAAAUACGGCGUCGUGCUGGCCAGUUUCCGAGGGACUGUCCAGCAUGGCCUCCCACUUGAAAUUGGAGACACAGUGCAGAUCCUGGAGAAAUGUGAAGGCUGGUACCGAGGAUUCAUCCUGAAGAAUCCAAAUGUCAAGGGGAUCUUCCCAUCCAGCUACAUCCACUUGAAGAAUGCCCACGUCAAGAAUAAGGGGCAAUUUGAGACUGUCAUCCCCGUUGAAGACUCUGUCAUCACAGAGAUGACAUCAACGUUGCGAGACUGGGGUGCCAUGUGGAAACAACUCUAUGUGAAGAAUGAGGGCGAUUUGUUCCACCGACUUUGGCAUGUGAUGAAUGAAAUCCUGGACCUGAGGAGGCAGGUGCUGGUGGGCCACCUCACCCAUGACCGCAUGAGGGACGUCAAGCAGCACAUCACGGCGCGAUUGGACUGGGGCAACGAACAACUCUGCUUGGACCUGGUGCCCAGGCAAGAGUUCAGCAUGGUGGACCCAGAUGAAAUCAGCGUUACAGAGCUUUACAGACUGAUGGAACAUCGGCAUCGGAAGAAGGAGACUCCUGCACCUGCUAGCACCCAUCACCUGUUUGUCCACAUGAAGAGUCUGAUGAGCGUCAAUCUUGGGGAGGAGCUAGAAGUUUUCUUCCACAUUUAUGAUGGGCGGGAGAACCGGCCACUCAGUGAAAGGUUCUUUGUCAAACUAAAUAAGAGCGGGUUGCCCAAGUCGCCAGAGAAGACCGAGAGACAAUGCACGCUAUUCGUGGAUUUGGGAAGCAGUGAUCUACGAAAAGAUGUCUACAUCGUAGUACACAUCAUAAGAAUAGGGAGAAUGGGAGCAGGGGAGAAGAAGAAUCUGUGUAGCGUGCAGUACAGGCGGCCGUUUGGCUGUGCUGUCGUCAGCAUCGCUGAUCUCCUCACUGCCGACUCCAAGGAUGACCACCUGCUCAAGGUUUAUGCGUGUAACACUGAGAGUGAGUGGUACCAGAUUCAUGAGAACAUCAUCAAAAAGGCAAAUUCCAGGUACAACCUGUCGGGCUCCAACACCGGUCUGGCAGUGGCUCUCCAGCUCCUCCACGGGGACAUAGAGCAGCUGAGACGAGAGUACAUGGUGCUCUUCACUCGGGGUGUGUCCAUCACCAGGAAACUGGGCUUCUCUGACAUCAUCAUGCCAGGAGAGAUGAGGAAUGACCUUUACAUCACACUGGAAAAAGGCGAGUUUGAGAAGGGUGGGAAGAGCGUAGCCAGGAACGUAGAGAUCACCGUCUAUGUGCUGGAUAUCGAUGGACAGAUCCUCAAGAGUCAUGUGGCUGCUGGCUCUGGCGAACCUGGUGGGGAUGAGUACCACUCCUUGGUGCUGUACCACAACAACAGCCCCCGCUGGGCGGAGCAGAUCAAGCUGCCCAUCCCUGUCGACAUGUUUAGGGGGUCACACGUCCGGUUUGAGUUCCGACACUGCUCCACUAAAGACAAGGGAGAGAAGAAACUGUUUGGCUACUCCUUUGUUCCUCUGAUGCAAGAGGAUGGCAGGACUCUGCCAGAUGGCACCCACGAGCUCAUUAUCCAUAAGUGCGAGGAGAAUACCAGCUUGGCAGACUGUUCGCGUUACCUGAAGCUGCCGUUCUCAAAGGCCAACCUCCCGUCCAACAACCAGACUCUGAAAGGCACCAAAGAGUCUUUCUGGAUCACCAGCUUUCUCUGCUCCACCAAGCUCACACAGAAUGGUGAUAUGCUGGACCUGUUGAAGUGGCGGGCCCAUCCCGAGAGGAUCAACGACAGCCUCUCCAAGCUGAAGGAGAUCGAUGGCUCAGAGAUCGUCAAAUUUCUACAGGACACCUUGGACACACUCUUUGGUAUUCUCGAUGAAAGCUCUCAGAGAUAUGGGCUCAAGGUGUUUGACUCACUGGUCCAUAUCAUAAACCUCCUCCAGGACAGCAAAUUCCAGCACUUCAAACCGGUCAUGGACACCUACAUUGAGAGCCACUUUGCCGGAGCUUUGUCCUACAGGGAUCUGAUCAAAGUACUGAAGUGGUACGUGGACCGCAUUGUUGAUGCAGAACAUCAAGAUCACAUACAGCAGGUGCUCAAGGCCAGCGAGUACAUCUUCAAGUACAUUAUCCAGUCUCGCCGGCUCUUCUCAUUGGCCACCGGAGGCCAGAACGAGGAGGAGUUCCGAGUCUGCAUCCACGAGCUCUUCAUGUCCAUCCGCUUCUUCCUCUCGCAGGAAAACAAAGGCACCAGUCCCGUUGCACAAACCCAGGCGGUGUUCCUGCGGACAUUUCCGGCAGUUUAUGGCGAACUGUUGAAGAUCUUCACAGUGCGGGAUGUGGCCGGCUUCGUCAGGGAGACACUGGGAAGCCUGCCCAACACUGUCCAAGCUGACUGCCCCCUGGAGGCCGUCAAACUACAGUGUAUCGCCAAGACGGUGGAAAGCCAGCUUUACAUUAACCCAGAGUCACGGUGCAUCCUGUUACCGGUGGUGCUCCGGGUCCUCCAGGCCCACAUGCAGGAGCAGAGAGACCUUGUCAUGUGUGCCCGCAUCCUCACCAGCAUGCUCUCCCUCAUCAAGAAGGAAGAAAAUGGCACUGCGGAGCCGGUGGUCUCAGAAGAGGUGGAGCUAAUUGUAGAGAGCUUGCUGGGAGUUUUACUGAGGACCAUCCUGGAAAUUAGCAACCGGCCCCAGCCUGCAGGACCUGCCAUGAGACUACAGUUCCAGGAUGUCACUGGAGAGUUUGUUGCAUGUUUGCUGGCGCUUCUGCGACAGAUGAGCGACAGACACUACCAGCAGCUACUGCAGGCGUUCAGCAGCAAAGACAACCUGAGAGACUUUCUUCUCCAGAUCUUCACAGUCUUCAGGAUCCUAAUCCGACCAGAAAUGUUUCCCAAAGACUGGACCGUCAUGCGGUUGGUCACCAACAAUGUCAUCAUCACAACUGUCCUCUACCUUUCUGACGCUCUGAGGAAAAACUUCCUCAAUGAGAAGUUUGACUACAAGGUGUGGGACUCGUACUUCUAUCUGUCUGUAAUAUUUAUAAACCAGCCGUGUCUGCAGCUGGAGUCCUUCUCUCCCUCCAAGAGGAAGAAGACGCUGGAAAAGUAUGGAGACAUGAGGGUGAUGAUGGGCUGUGAGAUCUUCAGCAUGUGGCAGAAUUUAGGGGAGCACAAGCUGAACUUCAUCCCAGCAAUGAUUGGUCCAUUCCUGGAGGUGACGCUGGUGCCUCAGCCUGAUCUGAGGAAUGUCAUGAUCCCCAUCUUCCAUGACAUGAUGGAUUGGGAGCAGAGACGCAGUGGAAAUUUCAAACAGGUGGAGGCCAAGCUAAUUGACAAGCUGGACAGCCUGAUGUCCGAGGGCAAAGGAGAUGAAACGUACCGGGAGCUCUUCAACAGCAUAAUUCCUCUGUUUGGUCCGUACCCUAGCCUGCUUAAGAAGAUUGAGAGAGAAACCUGGAGGGAGAGUGGGAUCUCUCUGAUCGCUACGGUCACCCGCUUAAUGGAGCGAUUGCUAGACUAUAGGGACUGUAUGAAGCUGGGAGAAGUGGAUGGAAAAAAGAUUGGAUGUACUGUCAGUUUACUGAACUUCUACAAAACUGAGUUGAACAAAGAGGAGAUGUACAUCCGCUACAUCCACAAACUGUACGACCUGCACCUGAAAGCACAAAACUACACAGAGGCUUCGUACACCCUGCUGCUGUAUGAUGAGCUAUUGGAAUGGUCAGACAGGCCACUCAGAGAGUUCCUCAACUACCCCAUGCAGAGCGAGUGGCAAAGAAAAGAGUAUCUGCAUCUCACCAUCGUACAGAACUUCGACAGGGGGAAGUGUUGGGAGAAUGGCAUCAUCCUGUGUAGAGAACUCGCUGACCAAUAUGAGUCUUACUACGACUACAGGAACUUGAGCAAGAUGAGGAUGAUGGAAGCCUCUCUCUAUGACAAGAUCAUGGACCAGCAAAGACUAGAACCUGAAUUCUUCAGAGUGGGUUUCUAUGGAAAGAAGUUUCCUUUCUUCUUACGGAAUAAGGAGUUUGUGUGCCGCGGCCAUGACUACGAGAGGCUGGAGGCUUUCCAGCAGCGGAUGCUCAACGAGUUCCCCCACGCCAUAGCCAUGCAGCACGUCAACCAGCCAGACCAGACCAUAUACCAGGCGGACGCGCAGUAUCUGCAGAUCUAUGCUGUAACCCCCAUCCCGGAGAGUCAGGACGUGCUCCAGAGAGACGGAGUGCCUGACAACAUCAAAAGCUUCUACAAGUUCAAUCACAUCUGGAGGUUCAGAUACGACCGGCCAUUUCACAAGGGCACCAAAGACAAGGAGAAUGAGUUCAAGAGCCUUUGGGUGGAGAGGACGACCCUGACGCUGGUCCAGAGUCUUCCAGGCAUCUCCCGCUGGUUUGAAGUGGAGAAAAGAGAGCUGGUGGAGGUAAGCCCGCUGGAGAACGCCAUCGAGGUGAUCGAAAACAAGAAUUUACAGCUCCGCACAUUGAUCACCCAGUGUCAGAGCCGGCAGAUGCAGAACAUCAACCCCCUCACCAUGUGCCUCAACGGGGUCAUCGAUGCCGCCGUCAACGGGGGGCUGGCCCGCUACCAAGAGGCCUUUUUCGUGAAGGACUACAUCAUGAAUCACCCUGAGGAUGGCGAGAAGAUCGGGCGACUGAGGGAACUCAUGUUUGAACAGGCACACAUUCUGGAGUACGGCCUCGCUGUGCAUGAGAAGUUUGUUCCCCAGGACAUGAGACCUCUCCACAAGAAGUUAGUGGACCAGUUUCAUCUGAUGAAAUCCAGUCUUGGCAUACAGGAGUUUCCGGCUUAUGUGCGUGCAAGCCCAGUGCACUUCACCAACGGGAGCCCGCGAACAUGCAGGAACUCUGUGCCCAACAUCAUUAGCCCAGACGGUGGCAGAGGGGUUGCCAGGCGGAGCUACCCUGCAGUGAACCGCUACUCCUCGUCCUCUCUGUCAUCUCAGGCCUCCAAUGAAGUCAGUAACAUCACAGGGCAAUCGGAGAGUUCGGAUGAAGUCUUCAACAUGCAGCCCAGUCCGUCUACCUCAAGCCUCAGCUCCAACCAUUCUGCCUCGCCCAAUGUCACCAGCUCAGCCCCUUCCAGUGCCAGAGGUUCACCCCAGAUGGCAGAGAAACACAAGCAUUCCAGAGAAAAUGCCUGUCUGUCUCCACGAGAGAGGCCGGUCAGCGCCAUCUUCCCCAACCCCCUGGACCCUGCACAGAGAGCUCCUCCUCAUCAGAUAGGGGAUACCACUUUACCAAGGAGUGACCCCAACCUCUCAGCACCAGACAAAGUGAGACCCACACCCAGUAGCUGGAGCCUUGACAGUGUCAAAGAGCGCACUCCAUCCUUCACCGACUCUGUCGGCAAAUUGCAAUGCCCUCCUGUACCUCCUAGACCGCCAUACUCAGCAGGCUCCUCGGCUAAAAGCAUGAGGUCACAGUCCCCUGUUUCCACGUCCAGAUCGCCGCAAAAGACCACGGUGCCGCCUUUCACACCUUCACCCACCGAGUGCCAGUCCACCAGCCUGGUCUCCAACUCCCCUGUCCUCUCCGGCAGCUACAGCAGCGGCAUCUCCUCCCUCAGUCGCUGCAGCGUGUCGGAAGCUUCGGGCACCGAGCUACCUGCAGGUGACCACCCACCCCACCCGCUGCCUCCACCCACCACCCUGCCAAACUCUGUCUCCAGCAGCUCAGACGAGCCGGUCCGCAGAGAGAACAAGACCCCGCCCCCUUACAGUGUGUACGAGAGGAACAACCGCAGGCCGGUCCCACUGCCCCACAGUCUCUCCAUCCCCCCACAGACGGACCCCCCGGCCCUGCCACCUAAGCCUCACCAGCUCCGCACAGGCAGCAUGAAGCUGGAAGGAACCUCCGACCCUCGAGUCCCCAGACCAAGGCCUCUGCCCAGAAAGGUGUCCCAGCUAUAGGUGCUGGUUCAGGUCCAGGUCUGGAGCUUGAAGAAACACACUGGCAUAUUUUGCACUUUUCUACUGGGCACCUACUUGUUUUUUUGUGAUCUUCAGUUUGGCAUUCCUGACCUAUACACUCCAAUAAAAGACACCGGCCUAUAGAUUAUCAGGCAGUCAAAGAAACUGAAGAAACUGUCAAAUAAUUAAAAUUUCUUUUUGUAUUUACUAGAGGGCAUUGCAUUGACUUUGACAUGGUCUUUCCGCACUUUUAGCUCUAGUACGUAUAUUAGGUCACCACGGUCAGUCGCAACGUAUGUUUACCAGAACACUCUAGAAAAACACAGUUUUGAUAGAUGUAAUAAUCUCAAAUAUAUGUAUAUUGGUAUAUAUGAGAAUUGUUUUUGCCUUAAGUAUUGGAAACAGAGUCUUUUAUCCGUGAGUCUUGCACGUUUUUUUUUAAACAACUGUGUACAUUUGUAUACUGUUUGGCUAAAAGGUGCUAGAGGCCUCGAGUAUGCAUUUCAGUGAAGUGUAGUAGACAAGGGUGUGUUCCCAUAGUCAUAUCCACACAAGCAAUGGCACAAAAAAAGUUGAACAUAUGCUAACAAAAGUGUAUUAUGGUUAAAUGGGGAAAAUUUGCUGUUAACUGCAUUUUUUUGCCUGCCAAUUAACCAUAUUGUGUCAUUUUUAUGCAGUGAUGUAAAAGGUUUGGUAACUUCGGCCCAAUAAUGAGAGCAAUUUUGAGGCUUAUUUAACUGGUCAUAGGUAAGAGAUGUAGAGAUUUUUCAGUGGGAAGUUGCCACCUCUACUGCCCGCCUCUCUCUAGAAUCUUAAAAUCACCUCACCCUUCAUACCGACCAAAAACUGCCCCCAUUAACAAUGAGCCUGGACCAAACACAUGGGCAAUCGUUGGUGCAAUUGCAUGUUAAGAAGCUGUACCAUUGCCAUUUAUGUGAACACAUCCUAUCCCUCCUGCAUGAUGUCCAUGCCAACAGAUCUUUGGGGGGGAGGGUUACCAGGUGUUGUGCCAAAGGAAAUGUACAAUGUGCUGUAAAGAAACUUUACUUUUUUUUUUUUUUUAACUGGGACCUGGAAUCAAGAAGCUUGGAAAUGUUCAGCUGAAAAGACAUUUUUAAGAAACACUUUUUACAGUGAUUUAACCCAGAAGUCCUACUUAAACGAUAACCGACUGAUCAGAUGUAACUCCAGACAAGCACAAACGAGAUCUAUAUUAUGACCAGUACUGUUAUUAUGAACUCUAUUUGACAAAAUUAGAGUUGGAAUUAGUUUCACCGUCAGCAAUCACUCUUAAAAUACACGCUAUUGAAGAAAUAUUUACAAACUAAUCAUUGUCAGAUAUACAGUAUGUACAGAUGAGAUUUGCUUUGCAUUUGAUUAAAAAGAUGGACGUGAGUUGACUGCACUAUAAAUAGUUGCUCAGUUCAACCACAUUGCAUUGCUGCAGUGAAGUAAAUGUUCUGUGGCAGGUAGAUUUCACAUUGUUUUGUAAAAUAGGAGAUUUUGACAUAAAAUACUCAUCAAUCUUAAAUUCUGUGCAGCAUUUUAUGGGGUGGGGGAGGGGUUAGCUUUAGUAUUGUUCUUAUGUUUCAUUUUUGUAUGGUUAAUUUACUUUUUGAUUUGUUGUGAAUUUGAGAUUAAAUAUUCCCAUUAAUCAGUACUUGAGAACCUGUAAAUUAUAUGAUGAGAUUAAUGUAAGUAUGCCAAAUAUAAAAUUUGUGUAUUACAAUUAAUGUAAAUACUGUGUUUUUAACAAAAUGUAGCUAUAACAAUUUACAGCUUUGAAUGUAAUGUUGAAGCAGCAAAAUAUUAUUAUAAAUGUUCAGACUUUUAUGGUUUUGUGAGUGUAGAAAAACACAGGUCAUGCAUUAUGACACCUAACACAUUUACAAGUUCAAUAAACUGCCCUAUGUAAUACAAAUGGA
This is a messenger RNA of Micropterus salmoides (largemouth bass), 8944 nucleotides long. It is a transcript of the gene dock4b, whose product is annotated as dedicator of cytokinesis 4b. The record is from RefSeq and is a predicted model, not a curated record. Gene Ontology annotation, biological process: cell chemotaxis; small GTPase-mediated signal transduction. The coding region runs from base 1083 to 7019 and encodes 1978 amino acids. The transcript has 53 exons. Gene Ontology annotation, cellular component: cytoplasm; plasma membrane. Gene Ontology annotation, molecular function: GTPase activator activity; small GTPase binding; guanyl-nucleotide exchange factor activity. NCBI's taxonomy places the organism in Eukaryota, Metazoa, Chordata, Actinopteri, Centrarchiformes, Centrarchidae.